UGACAAAACAAAAGAAAACUGCCAGACAUAUUCAGUUCGCUCGUCGAUUCUUAUCAUAUUUUCUCUGAAAAUGAUUGUGUAAAUCGGACAAAAUAUGGCUUGAAAUUAUUUAUAAAAACGAAACAUUACUAUGUGUCUUAUGCUGUAGAGCUGUUUAAUUAUUAUUUUACAAACGACAGUAGCGGAAAAGUGAGCAAAAAAAGUUGACAAAAACAAAAAACAAUAUCAACAAUGUGUCCAGUGUCAUCCGCCCCCACAAAAAGUAAAUGAGUGACUUGUACACAAAAAGAAGGCAAAGGCAAAUUCAUCGGUGCGAUAGAUUUGUUCUAUCAAUUGAGCCUGCCAUUGCAUUGCACCGUAAUACCCCAUUUUCGCGUGCUCUGCUGUGAUAAUGGAAAUGUGAAAAGCUAAUUGAAUCAGUAUCUGAAAAUAAUAGCAUUUGCAAUACACACUCACAUAUACAGUUGCAAACCAAAGUGCAGCGCUAUAUAGUGCCAGUGACCUGGAAAACGUAACAACAUAAACUUGACAAUCGCAUAAAUAUGGAGUUUGCCGAUCUCAUAAAAACGCCAAAACUGGACGGUGUAUUCUUACACGACCACCUGCAUGCAACAGUUGAGGGAACGCUCUGUAUCACCGGCCAUCAUCUGUUGUUGAGCGCCAGACAGGAGAAUAGCCAAGAGUUAUGGUUACUGCACAAAAAUAUCGACUGUGUGGAGAAAAAACCAUUUAUGGUGCAAAACAUGGUGAUGGGCGGCAUCAUAACACUGAAGUGCAAAGAUUUACGCAUCAUUUCACUAGAGAUUAAAUAUGCUAAGGAAUAUUUUAAUGUAGCAGCGUCGUUGGAGGCACUCAGUUCGUUACACAAUCCUGAACUCGAAUAUCCUUUUUUCUAUCGACCAAUGUAUACCAUACUUGAGGAUGGAUUCACUAUGUUCCGCCCCGAACUAGAAUUUGCGAAACUAAUUUCCGGUGCUGCCAGCAAUCUACACAAUGGUAAUGAAAAUUGUGGUGUCGGCGGUGGGGCGGUAACUGGUGCUGUUGGGGGUUGUGAAUGGCGUAUCACCACAGUCAAUAAGGAUUUUAGUGUGUGUCCAACGUAUGGUACUGCGCUUAUUGUGCCUAAAUCUAUUACGGACGAACAAAUUGUGCAAUCAGCUGCAUUCAGAGAUGGCGGUCGAUUUCCGGUGCUCAGCUAUCGGCAUGAAAAUGGGGCUACGCUAAUGCGCAGCUCACAGCCCGUCUCCAUACAAGGUAUUAAACGUUGUCGUGCUGACGAAGCGAUACUGAACGUUGUGCUGGGACGCAGUAAAAAGGGGUUUAUCGUUGACACUUGGGGAAAGGGUAAAUCAAACACCGAAACCGAUCAACAUUACUCACAGUGGAAGAAAGUGAAUCGGGCUAUUGGCAAUGUGUCGGCGCCUUCAGCAAUUUUGGAUAGUUACACCAAACUUAUUGAAGCAUGCAAUGAUAUUACAUGUUCUGCGGACAAAUGGUUGUCACGCCUGGAAGCAAGCGGCUGGUUAAGUCUCGUACUGAAUUCACUGAAUGCUGCCUGUGUAGUUGCACAAUGCCUCGAUCAGGAAGGCAGCCCGGUGCUGGUGCAUGGUUCUAAAGGUUUGGACUCCACACUAAUUGUAACGUCACUGGUGCAGAUAAUACUUAAUCCUGAUUGCCGCACAGUACGCGGCAUACAAGCUUUAAUUGAACGGGAAUGGAUACAGGCCGGUCACCCUUUUGCAUCACGGCAUCGCUAUGGCUGUUAUACGCCCGCACAGAAUCGGCCGAAAAACUCUGGUGCCUCCUUUGUGUUAUUUCUCGAUUGUAUAUAUCAGCUAUAUACACAAUUCCCCUGCAGUUUCGAAUUUAGCUUGCAAAUGCUAAUUUUACUUUAUGAGCACAGUUAUUUCUCGCAAUAUGGUACAUUUUUGUGUGAUUCCGAACGCGAACGACAUGAGUUGGGCGUGCAUACGCGCACCACUAGUUUGUGGUCUUACCUAAACCGACCCGAUGUGCUGAAAAAUGUGCUAAAUCCAUUAUACGAACCAAAUUCGAGUGUAAUUUGGCCAAGCGUGGCACCGAUCUCAUUGGAAUUGUGGAGCGAGCUCUAUCUGCGUUGGACAAUCGAACAGAAAAAUAGCACCAAAACUAUGCAACAAAUACAAGAACUGGUCACACAGGAAAAGGAAUUACGUGCGAAAGCAAUACGGUUGCGCAAGCAAGCUUCAGAUCUGAGCAAUGAAAUGGAGGAUCUUAUGAUAUCCGAUUGAUCAGCGCAACCGCGGGAAACCAAAAAUACUGCAACCGCCACAAAAGCUUGUGGUCAUCACCAGUUAACAUAGAGCAAGUGAACAUUUACAAUGCUAAAUAAGGAAAGAUAAACUAGUUUUUGAAAUAUGCAGUUCAAAUUUUUAACUUUGCUCUCUAAGUGUCUCUCUAAAAAUAUACUAUGGUAAUGCGAAUAGUCUUCAGGCACUGCAUCGCGUCACAGCGGUGUGUACACUUGAAAAUUGAGUCAAUUUUUGGCGCAUUUUUAUUGUAACUUAAUAUAAGUUAAUACUUAAGCUAAUAAUAAAUGAAAAUCAAAAAUUUAAUUCCGUUUUGGAAGAGUAUUGAAAGAGAACAAUAAAAGUAUGUUGGUUUAACAUAAAUGUACAUACAUACAUAUGUACAUCAGCGAGUA
Molecule: messenger RNA, 2683 nt
Organism: Bactrocera dorsalis (oriental fruit fly)
Lineage: Eukaryota; Metazoa; Arthropoda; Insecta; Diptera; Tephritidae
Product: myotubularin-related protein 9
Exons: 8
Coding region: 543-2270 (575 amino acids)
Biological process (GO): negative regulation of autophagy
Source: RefSeq, a predicted model, not a curated record